AUGAUACCAUUCCUCAAAUCAUCAACAACCACAACAGCAUCAAACAACAAUAACAACAACAACAACAGCCAACAUACUACAACCGCAUCUGCCUCAAACCCAACACCAGUCUCAGCAACCACUAGCAUCCCAUCAAAAAAUCAAACGGGCACCAGACUACCCACCUCACCCAGCGCACUCAAGAGUCUACUAGCACCCUUCAACUCAAUCCCAACAACCGACCAAUCCACCUUCCACUCACCAUCAUCAACCACUCAACCAACACCAACACCAACAUCAUCAUCAGCAUCAUCAACAUCAACAGCAUCACACUCAAACUUAUCAUCACCCAAAACACCAUCACAGCCCAUUCACUCCCACUCCAUACAACCACCUACCUCUGCCCAAAUCACUACUGGCGCCGAUCAGACCGGUGGUCCUCACUCAAAUCUCAUCCAAGCCAACAACCCUCUUGCCAAAUAUAGUCCAGCAGCUAGAAUUCCUGGUACCAGUCGCAUCGGAAUCGACCUCGCUCAACGAUCUGCCUCGCCUCAGAUCUCCUCCGUAAGGAAUGCUUGGCAGUAUCUUCCAUUCCUCACCAAACAAGCUACCAAUAUCGCCAGCUCAUUCGUCUCUCAUCAUCUCAAGGGACCACCAAAAAAAUCAUGGGGAAUCGAAAUGACGAUCUUCACCGCCAUCGUUCGAGAGAUGGCCAACUACACCCAUCUCUCAUCGAUUCACCAACUCAGGACACUCAUGGACUUUGGUCAGAUCCUACCCACACCCAAGGACGGAAUCAUCACCCCGGUCUCAUUCAAAGUCAAGCCCCACAAACUCACCGGGUUCUUGAAGGAGUUGGAUCAAGCCGAGAAGGGCGACAGGAUCUUGACAGGCGAAUGGGUCGUGAGCAAGAAGACCUGGAAACGCAUGCAAACCGAGAGCCUCGCCAGACGCUCUCAAAAUCGCGAAACCGCCAAGGAUUAUGGGUUCGCUCAACCCACCGAACACCUACACAACUCCCAUCAUCAGCACGGUCUCGGUCAGGAUAAGGUGAUCUAUUUCAUCCAUGGCGGUGCUUAUUUCAUCAUGAGUGCUUCCACUCAUCGUCCGCUCACCAUCUCAAUUGCCAAAUACACUGAGUGUCGUCUAUUCGCUAUCAAUUAUAGACUAGCACCUGAGACUAAGUUCCCAGGUCCACUACAUGACGCCGUGGCAGGCUACUUCAGAUUACUCAAUGAUCUCUGUAUACCUGCCCAGAAUAUCGUCGUCGCAGGCGACAGUGCUGGUGGAGGUCUGGUGAUGGCCCUGUUGAUGUAUUUGAGAGACGAGGGAUACCCCUUGCCGUCGGCUGCGAUGCUCUACAGUCCCUGGUGUGAUCUGACGAUGAGUUGUGAUAGCUGGGAAACGAACCAGCCAUACGAUUUCUUACCCAUGCCAAAACCAGAUGAUCCAUUAAAUCCGGUCAAGUGUUAUCUCGGAGAAGAAGGAAUCAAAAAAUGGAUAACCCACCCUUACGUCUCACCAUUAUUCGGAGAUAUGCACGGCCUACCACCACUCUUAAUCCAAGCUGGAGAUGCCGAAGUCUUGCGAGACGAGAUCACCCUAUUAGCUCACAAAGCCUCCUUACAUGGGGUCAAGGUGAUUCAUGAGAUUUACGAAGAUUGUGUACACGUUUUUCAGGCGUUCUUGUUUCUGGAAUCCAGUACGAAAGCCCUACAAUCCAUGCGAAAUUACAUCCGACACGUUCUUCCACGGAUGACGCGUCGAGCGGGCCAGCCCUCUGAGACAGUGAUUGAAGAAACCUAUCGACCGCCAACACGUUCGCCAAGCGAGGAUGAUGAUCAGUCGAUCUAUGCCAAUGGUGAUCCUAAUCAAGGUGCUGUCGAUCGUGAGAUCUCGAGGGAUGCCCACCUGGUUGAUGACAUGAGCCAAACGAUCCAGCAAACCCUUCCCCCGACUCCUGCCGUUCCAAACCUACUGGGCUCAGAAGAAGAUGAAGUUUCGGAUAGUGAGGAGGUCUUAUCAGCAGACGAGGAGUCGGGCGAGGAGGAUGAGGUGUUGGAUGCGUCGGCCGAACAAGCCGGCCCAACGCUAGCCCACGAACAAGAACUGACAAAUCCGUUCGCAUCCGGUUCGGAUAGUUUGGCGCCCUCGUCGUCGGUGAACCUUCCACGCUCGGCCUCCAAUCUAAGUUUAUCCCGAGCGGCGGGAGAGAAACGGAAGGUAGGGCUCUCCCUACGAGGGCGUCUCCCACCAGCCAUGGACAUCGAGACGAUCCAAAACCUGAUUCUCUCGACCCCGCAUCACGAGUUCCCGCCGGAGAGUGUAGCUUCUUCUACAGUCGAGGAGCCGAGCGAUUAUCAGUCGCCGACGAGCUUGAAGGAAGAUUUGCGCAAGUUGAACGUCAGUCACUCGACCGCCUCUUCUCCACGACGGACUUCCUUACAGCCCGCGCCGAUGAUCCCGAUCCACUCCAACGCGGGCCCAAGGGCCUCCUCCUCCGAUCAGCCCGCUUCCCCGGGAGAAUCGCACCAUGUGCGCAGACACAGUACCUAUCAGACCGCCACCCGGCCAACCCACUCCCGCAAAUACACCGCCUCUAACGUCGCCCUGCUCACGCCCAUGGUGCGGGCUCACGACCAUGGCGGACCCGAGACGGUGAAUGCCGACCUUCAGGCUAUCUUCCAUAACCUCAUCACCACCCCCUCUGAGCUAAGGACGACGGUCUACACUCAGGGCGAUGAUGAGGACGAAGAACAGGAUACAUACUUCCGGAAUUUCAACUCUUCCUCUUCUUCGCAACCCCAGUUCCAUUCCCAUCAUCAUCAUCAUCAACAACAACAACAAAAGGAAGAAGAAGGAGGAGGAGGGUCUCCUGGCUCUGUCAAGACCCCCACUCGCACCGAAAACUCGGCUCCCUCUAUUAAUCAACUGAACUCUGCCAUCCAUCCAUCUUCCUCUUCGUCGGAUCAUCUUCCUCUACCCUCCGACCACAAUCAAUCGGUCAACGAGUCUGAGGAUCUGGACGAUCAGCCCCCGCCUUCUCCUGAAUUCGCCUUCCAAACUCCCGGCUAUGGCUUCUCCUAA
This is a messenger RNA of Puccinia graminis f. sp. tritici CRL 75-36-700-3, 3066 nucleotides long. RefSeq lists its product as uncharacterized. Gene Ontology annotation, molecular function: hydrolase activity. The transcript is spliced from 5 exons. NCBI's taxonomy places the organism in Eukaryota, Fungi, Basidiomycota, Pucciniomycetes, Pucciniales, Pucciniaceae. The record is from RefSeq and is a predicted model, not a curated record. Bases 1 to 3066 code for a protein of 1021 amino acids.